AUGGAACUCAGGGCGGCCGAAGAAAACAAAAGUCUGGUGAUCAACAUUCACUGCGCGGACAACACACAGGUCAAGGUCAAGGUGGAUCCGGCUGUAACAGUAGCGGAGCUGUCUACGAACGCCUUCAAGGCCAUCGGUCUGCAGGAUACAUUUGGCUUCGAGAUAUUCAUAAAUAUUUUCGAGAAGUCCUACUCACUUUCUUCGGGUCCGAAACACCUAUUCGACACAAUAUCCUUUUGUGAACAACAUGCAAGAAGCAAGGGUCUGGAGGAGUCUGAACUGCCAUGGUCGUUUUCGAUCAGGAAAACGAUUUUUGCACCCUGGCACGAUGUUAGAUAUGACCCUAUUGCUACAACCCUCAUAUGUUACCAGGUCUGUCAACAAUGCUUCACUGAGGCGCACGAAUCCCUUGAGGAACACGAAUUGGCCUUCCUGCUUGCAAGCAUGUUCCGCCUCUUCCAUGCCAAUGCGGAGGGUAACCUCCAGUUGGACAGAGUUGAUGAUUUGGCUGACAUCAAUUCCUGGCUAGCUGAAAUCCUCAGUACAGAUUGCGACCUUAAGUACUGGCAGAAGGUUGUUGGUACGGCCCUCCGUGAACUUCAAAACCGCUAUCCAUCGCCCACACUCGAAGGCAUGCGUCAGACAAUCGUCACUUUUGCAAAGCUGCAAUGGGCCGAAAUAUUCACCCGCGAGUUUGAGGUAAAGGUGCUGGUUGACGAUAAGACUUCCUACGAUGCGCUAAUUGGGGUUGAAAGCAACGGAAUCCAGUUAUACGAUGAGAGUGGAAAACACUUCACGGCGUUGAAUUUCGUGGAGAUCCAUUCUGUAUGCGUCAAUCCAAUGGGCGAAGGCCUGUCAAAAGUUCUCUCCAUCAAAACGGUCUGGAUGAAAGAAUACAGAUGUGUAACGAACAGGGCGGACGAUAUGAAAGAUUUGAUGGUCUAUCUACUGACAGGUUUGCGCCAGCAAUCCAGAUACGCCGUCGCCACGAAGGAAUUCUCCGCUCCGGACCUCGGAAAUCGAAAGUUCGCCCAGUUGAGGCCUGGCGACUUUCUAGCUUUGGACUGUUUGGGCUGGGAACUUGACCCAAAAGUAGAGCCGGUUGGAGUUCCGAGACCCCCUGGUACUGGUCCAUCCUCGUCUGAUGGUAGUGCUGUGCAAGAUGGGUUCUGUUGCGGCGAGAAUCAACGAACUCUCCAAACCGGAUGGUUCCCCGUCAGCCAUAUCUACCUGCUCCCCACGCUCGGUGUACCGAAGACGGAGUUAAUUAACGCCUUUUCAAAGCUCAUUAAUUCCGCCGAAAACCAAGACUGGCUGAACAGCAUUGGUCCUCAUGGUGAAAAGCUCCGCAAACGCUCGACAGCUAAAGUUCAUCGGCCUGUUAGUGAGGUUUGUUUUCUCAAUAACAGCCGUAGCUACGUCGAUGUGCCUAGCAAUCAUGAUCGACGUUCAGCAACGCACCUUUUGGAGCACGAGACCGUCAGAAGAUCAACGACACCAACUACCCCUACCGUGCCACUAAACACCCUGCAGCACUCGCGCCUUCCUCUGAAGUACCCUUUUGUGUGUGAAGUCGCUAUGGCCAACCGCAAGGUCUACGAGGCUGCAGUGCUCGCCUUCUGUAUCAUUCAAGUAUACAUGGGCGACUGUGAAAAGAUUCCAGCGACGCUCAAAGACGCUCCGGCCAUUGUUCUGACAGAUCUACUAUUCAGCUCAGCCCUCAAUUCCCCCCUCCUGUGCGACGAGCUGUUUAUGCAGUUGAUGAAUCAGCUCACAAAAAAUCCUACAAGCCGGGGUAAUCGCAAGAAACAGCCUCAUCCGAUGGAGCUAGCUGCUGUACGCGAGCGUAAAUCAAAAUUCUCCCAAAAAGUACUCCUACCGGAUGGGAAAUGUCUGAUCGUCUUUCUCCAGUCUGACACGAGGGGUCCAGAUGUCGUCGAUGAGAUCUGCCUAGAGCUGGGUCUCGGCGCCAAAAACGAGUUCGCUGUCUACGUGGAGCUGGACGGUGAAAAACGUUGCAUUCAAGACGAAGAGUUUGUACUGGACUGUUUGCAUUUAACUCUACCGGAUAUGUGGUAUAAGAGCAAAAGGCCACUCCUGGCUCUGCCUUCAACUCCACUCUACUUUAAACGCAAGCUCUGGCUUCAGUCUGCUCCUGGCUUGGGCAGCGUUGCGGAUAACGUCAUCGAUUCUCAUCAGAGACUCGCAAAUGUAGCCAACCAGGGACCCCAGUUGUCUCCUUCUGACGCGCCUCUUGCCUUUCUCAAGAGUCUUGCGAAGGUGUCGACUUUUGGAUGCGCAUUCUUCGAUGUCCAGGUUUGCGUAAAACUUGUCCUGCAUGUCUGA
Molecule: messenger RNA, 2346 nt
Organism: Dibothriocephalus latus
Lineage: Eukaryota; Metazoa; Platyhelminthes; Cestoda; Diphyllobothriidea; Diphyllobothriidae
Source: the annotation of a GenBank genome assembly